Molecule: messenger RNA, 2831 nt
Organism: Lethenteron reissneri (Far Eastern brook lamprey)
Lineage: Eukaryota; Metazoa; Chordata; Hyperoartia; Petromyzontiformes; Petromyzontidae
Gene: SLC28A3
Product: solute carrier family 28 member 3
Biological process (GO): pyrimidine nucleoside transport; purine nucleoside transmembrane transport
Cellular component (GO): plasma membrane
Molecular function (GO): purine-specific nucleoside:sodium symporter activity; pyrimidine- and adenosine-specific:sodium symporter activity
Source: RefSeq, a predicted model, not a curated record
UGUCGGUGAUGGUGACACCCACGCACAUAGGCAGGCAAACCACACUCGGCACCUGCUGCCUGAGAAGCGUCGCAAGUGUACCUCUCGGCGGGCAUGGAGAUGACAUCCGACAACGCCAAUGGAGAGGCGACGUCGGUCGGCGUGGACAACGAAGCCUACGUGGCCGAAUACGAAAAUGUAGGCAGACACAGAAAGCCGGGCGAGGAGGAGGAGGAUGAUGAGGACGUGGACGGCAAGGGACAUGUAUCCGUGCACGUAAAAGACACCGACGACGACGAAGAAUAUGUCGCCACUGCAGCCUGGGCAAGGAAACUUGACAAAUCCAGAGAUAAAAUACACAAGUACUUCAAGAAACAUGAGAAAAUUUACCAUUGGGUUGGUCUCGGUGUUCUUUCUGCAGGGCUCCUGGCUCUGGUGAUCGCCGCUUGCAUUGUCAACUUCAAUGCCUCCUUGGCCCUGCUGGUGCUAACAUGUCUGGGCAUUUUCUUUAUCGUGUGGGACACUCUCAUGGCCAAGUAUGAGAGUAAAAUUGCCAAGGCUCUGCAGCCAGCCAUCAGAUACUUCAACAAGCACUGGAACAUCAUACAAUGGUUUGUCUACGCAGCAGUGCUGAUCGCUAUUGUCCUGUGGCUCGCUCUGGAUACCGCCAAGCAAGGAUUAAAUCAGCUGAUUCCCUUCGGAGGAUUAAUCAUGCUCAUUCUCAUCAUGUUCAUCUGCUCCAAGCACCCCACCAGGGUUAAGUGGAGGCCUGUCCUAUGGGGCGUGGGCAUUCAGUGGGUUUUUGGCAUUAUCAUUCUCCGCACUGAUGCGGGCCUGGAUGCCUUCGAGUGGCUGGGUAGUCAAGUGCAGACUUUUCUAGAUUACACUGAUGCUGGAUCUAAAUUUGUGUUUGGCGACUUAUACACAGAUCAUUUCUUUGCGUUUAAGGUGCUGCCCAUUGUCAUCUUCUUCAGCAUGAUCAUGUCCAUGCUCUACUACGUUGGCUUCAUGCAGUGGCUCAUCCUCAAGGUGGGCUGGGUCAUGCAGAUCACAAUGGGAACGUCUCCGACGGAAUCCCUGGUGGCAGCGGGGAACAUCUUCGUAGGGCAGACGGAGUCUCCACUGUUGAUUCGCCCAUACCUCGCUGACCUAACAUUGUCCGAGAUUCAUUCGGUCAUGACCAGUGGUUUUGCCACGAUUGCUGGGAGUGUCCUUGGUGCAUACAUCUCCUUUGGGGUGCCGGCUGCCCAUCUGCUGACAGCCUCCGUAAUGUCAGCACCUGCAGCCCUCGCUAUAUCUAAGGUCUUUUGGCCUGAAACCCAGAAAUCCAAGUUUAAAGUCAAGGGUAGCUUGAAGCUUGAAAAGGGCACGGAGAGCAACCUUGUGGAGGCAGCUUCUCAUGGCGCAUCUGCUUCCAUUCCCCUGGUCGCCAACAUCGCAGCAAACCUCAUUGCGUUUUUGGCCCUGCUGGCCUUCAUCAAUGCCAUCCUGUCCUGGCUUGGUGGCAUGUUCAACUACCCAGAUCUCAGCUUCGAGCUCAUCUGCUCGUAUGUGUUCAUGCCGCUGGCGUUCAUGAUGGGUGUGGACUGGGCUGACGCCUUCAUGGUAGCAGAACUCCUCGGAGUGAAAACGUUCUUCAACGAGUUCGUGGCCUAUGAGCGGCUCUCCCUGCUCAUUAAAGCGCGAACAGACGGCUCUCCCGAGUACGUGGACGGAGUGAAGCAGUACAUGAGCCUACGCUCGGAGGCCAUCGCAACCUAUGCCCUCUGUGGGUUCGCCAACCUCGGUUCCAUUGGAAUUAUGAUUGGUGGCCUGUCUUCCAUGGCCCCACAAAGAAGAGGUGAUAUUGCUAAAUGCGCAGUCCGUGCAUUAAUAUCUGGUACCGUGGCUUGCUUCAUGACCGCUUGCAUUGCAGGCAUUUUAUAUACACCGCAACCAACGUGCCUCGUCAUUCUGGGUGACGCAUUCAUCGGCGGAGAAGUUCCAAGCAACUCCUCAACCAUUGUCACCUGCUGCAAUGACCUUUUCAAUCGCACUGAAGUCAUUGAUCCUGAAAACAUUAUCAUCGGUGGGAAUUAUACCAGGGAAGCAUUGGACGGCUGCUGUAACAUGAUCAUUUCACCUUUUUUCAACUGCUCCUGGGUUGUAUGAAAUGCUAUGAUACACUUGCUCAGCAUUGCCUUGUUAAUGCCCAGAUCUGUAAUUAUAUUUUAUUUUCAUGAUUCCACUACACUAUUAUUAGUGCAGUAUUUUGUAAAUGACAUGAACACAAAGCUUACAGUUUGCUCAUCCACUCAUUGUGCAUGGGCAUUUAUGUUUUUUUUUAAAGAUAAAUAUACUCUUGUAACAUAAAUAUAAAUGUGAAGAGUGUAAAUGGUUGAAUGGUAAAUCUUCCUGUAUUUGUAAUAUUACUUAGUAGCUCUUAGUUUUCAAAGCCUUAGCUAUUAUUUAAAUGAAAUUAACUGCAACAUUUGUGGAAAUUAAUUAAAUUACAUGCAAUUUUGGAUGGCUAUGCCACGUGUUUAAUGAUUGUACUGUACGGUAAACAAUGCAAUGCCUACUUUAGUAUUUGCAUCGGAAGUUCUCGCAUUCUUUCAAAUCUUUGAGAAAAAAAUUGCAUGAAAUCGCCUUUUUCAUAUUUAUAAGUGAAAUUGUAAUAUUUUUUUACUUAGCAAAUGGUUUUUUUGGCCUCUUCUACAUUCGAUUAUGAAUAUGUAGAUUCUUUAAAGCGUAUUUUUAAAAUAAUGUUUAAUAUUAACAUUCAAAUAAAAUGUAAUUUACAGUCAAAACAUUGUUUUAUGUCAUAGUUUUUACACUGUGUACCUGCAUAUUAAAAACAAAUUAAUAUUUGA